This is a messenger RNA of Onthophagus taurus, 1527 nucleotides long. RefSeq names its product probable ATP-dependent RNA helicase DDX47 (gene pths). Gene Ontology annotation, molecular function: ATP binding; nucleic acid binding; RNA helicase activity. Gene Ontology annotation, cellular component: cytosol. NCBI's taxonomy places the organism in Eukaryota, Metazoa, Arthropoda, Insecta, Coleoptera, Scarabaeidae. The record is from RefSeq and is a predicted model, not a curated record.
ACUUAACCUAAAAAAAUAAGUCGUACAAUUAAAAAAACUAAAAUAUUAAAAAAAUAUUAAAAAUUAAACAUUUUAAUUCCGAAAUCUCAUUAAAUAAUGACCGAAAAAGGCGAAAUUGAUAAAGUAACCGAAGAAAACAUCUCGUGGAAAGAUUUGGGUUUAGUGGAUGCUUUAUGUACAGCAUGCGAACAAUUAAAAUGGAAAUCCCCUUCGAAGAUUCAAAAAGAAGCAAUUCCAGUUGCCCUCCAAGGUAAAGACGUAAUCGGUUUAGCUGAGACGGGGUCUGGAAAAACGGCCGCUUUCGCCCUCCCCAUUUUACAAUCGCUUUUAGAGAACCCACAAAGAUAUUUUGCUUUGAUUCUUACCCCAACAAGAGAAUUAGCUUUUCAAAUAUCGGAACAAUUUGAAGCUUUAGGCACAAGUAUUGGGGUAAAAUGUGCUGUUAUUGUUGGGGGGAUGGAUAUGAUGUCUCAAGCUUUAGUUCUGGCUAAGAAACCUCACAUUUUAAUUGCCACUCCUGGAAGGUUAUUGGAUCAUUUGGAGAAUACGAAGGGAUUUAAUUUACGAGCUUUGAAAUAUUUGGUUAUGGAUGAAGCCGAUAGAAUUUUAAACAUGGAUUUUGAGGUGGAGGUUGAUAAGAUUUUGAAGGUUAUUCCUCGAGAGAGACGGACGUUUUUAUUUUCUGCCACAAUGACUAAGAAAGUUAAUAAAUUGCAAAGGGCUUGUUUGCAAGUGCCCGUUAAAGUCGAAGUUAGUACGAAGUAUCAAACCGUUGAGAAGUUACAACAAAGUUAUAUUUUUAUUCCAGUUAAAUUUAAGGAUGUUUAUUUAGUUCACGUUUUAAAUGAAUUAGCUGGGAAUACUUUUAUGAUUUUUUGUUCUACUUGUAAUAACACGAUACGAACAGCUUUAAUGUUGAGGAAUUUAGGUUUUACCGCAGUUCCGUUACAUGGACAAAUGUCCCAAAAUAAACGAUUGGCUGCACUUACAAAAUUUAAAGCUAAAAACCGAUCUAUUUUGAUUUCUACAGAUGUAGCAAGCAGAGGUUUGGAUAUUCCGCAUGUUGAUAUUGUAAUUAAUUUUGACAUUCCAACGCAUAGUAAAGAUUAUAUCCAUCGAGUUGGUAGAACUGCAAGAGCUGGUCGAUCUGGGAGGGCUAUUACUUUCGUUACGCAAUAUGAUGUCGAACUUUAUCAAAGAAUUGAGGAAUUAAUUGGAAAAAAGCUUCCUUUGUAUCAAUCGGAAGAAGAUGAAGUGAUGAUUUUACAAGAAAGGGUUGCCGAAGCUCAACGAAUAGCAAAAUUGGAAAUGAAAGAUUUGGGGGAAAAGAAGAAGCGAAAAAAGGGUGACGGAGAUGAAGAAGAUGACACAGAAAACUCAUCCGGAGUUCGUAAACGACUCAAAGGAGGUAAUAAUAAAGGUAAUAAAGGGGCGAAACAUAAAGGCAAACGAAAAAAUUAGAUUUAAAUGAAUUUUUAUUACUUUGUUUUAAAUUGAGGUUAUGUUACAAUAUUUUGACAGUUUGAA